Molecule: messenger RNA, 672 nt
Organism: Gymnodraco acuticeps
Lineage: Eukaryota; Metazoa; Chordata; Actinopteri; Perciformes; Bathydraconidae
Product: rho GTPase-activating protein 12-like
Exons: 2
Coding region: 183-644 (153 amino acids)
Biological process (GO): signal transduction; regulation of GTPase activity
Cellular component (GO): cytoplasm
Source: RefSeq, a predicted model, not a curated record
AAAGAACCUGGGUUUUGGAGAGCCAGAAAACUGUGAAACCGUACCCGUUAGCCUCUUUGUAAACAGCGUAGUAUUCAUAUUGUCUUUUAUUGGGAAUAAGUAAAACAAUGUGCAUAUGUUGUGGAUGUGGAAGUAGUCAGUGAAACAACAGAAGGAGGCAUGAGACUCUUUGAUGAAUCCAGAUGAUUCACUUUGAUAAAUGUUGUGUUUUCUGUUGUGCAGAGAGUCCAGACUACAAGCAGCGGGUUCAGUCCAUCAAAGACCUGGUCCGACAGCUUCCCGUCUGCAACCACGACACCAUGCAGACUCUCUUCAAGCACCUCAGGAAGGUGAUCGAGCACGGCGAGGAGAACCGUAUGACCACUCAGAGCGUGGCCAUCGUGUACGGCCCCACGCUGUUGCGCCCCGAACAGGAGACGUGGAACAUCGCGGUCCACAUGGUUGUACCAGAACCAGAUCGUGGAGCUCAUACUGCUGGAGUACGAGAACAUUUUCGGCAGGUAGAGAGAGACGCUGGAGGACGAGCCUCUUGUUUUUCUCUCUCACUCUCCCAACGCAGAGCUCUUCCUAACCCAGCGUGGCCCUGCCGAACACAGCCUGGCUCGGCUCGGCUCGGCUCAGCUUCUCUUCCUCUCAAAUUGUAGUCACUGGCUUUCUCCUCUCGUACAACCU